CACGCAUCACGUACACACAAACACUCCCCAAUCCCUUUCGCCUCACUACGCCCCCGCUACACAUAUAGCCCGUAGACGUCCGCCCGCUUCCUUCCAUCCCUGCCCAUCUUGAUCCCUCCCUCCCUCCCUCGCCCUUGGCCGGUAAGUGAGCAGGCGCCAAGAACCAGUCGCAGCAGCAGCGCGCGGCGGCCACCGCCACCAUGUCGUCGGGAGAGUUCCACUUCCACGACGAGCUGGCGUCGCUGUUCGCGCAGCGGCCGGCGGCGCCGGGCCUGGGGGAGAUGAUGGCGCAGCAGCAGCAGGCGCCGGCAUCGUGGUUCGCGGACUACCUGCACGCGGGCGCGGGCGCGCCGGGCAUGGGGAUGGACUACGACCUGCUGUGCCGCGCGCUGGACCUGCCGGUGCCCGGGGACGACGUCGUCAAGAGGGAGCUGCUGGUGGUGGACACGGGCGGCGGCGGGGGAGGCUUCGGCGCGCCCACGCCCACGCCCAGCGGGGGCGGCACGGCGCCGGUCACGCCCAACACCACGUCGUCGAUGUCGUCCUCCUCGAGCGAGGCCGCGGGCGGCGGCGGCGGCGGCGGAGGAGGAGGAGGAGGCGGCGGCUUCGGCGCCGGGGAGGAGGACUCGCUCAAGAAGGAGGAAGGGGAAGAAGAAGGGGAGGAGAGCAAGGAACUCGGCGGCAAGGGGGAGGACGACGCUGACAAGAGCAAGAAAGGGGCGGCGGCGGCGGGGAAGGCCAAGGGCAAGGGCGAGAAGCGGCAGCGGCAGCCGCGGUUCGCGUUCAUGACCAAGAGCGAGGUCGACCACCUCGAGGACGGCUACCGGUGGCGCAAGUACGGCCAGAAGGCCGUCAAGAACAGCCCAUACCCCAGGAGCUACUACCGGUGCACGACGCAGAAGUGCCUGGUGAAGAAGCGGGUGGAGCGGUCGUACCAGGACCCGGCGGUGGUGAUCACCACGUACGAGGGCAAGCACACGCACCCCAUCCCGGCCACGCUCCGCGGCAGCACCCACCUCCUCGCCGCGCAGCUGCACCACCACUACCACGCCGGCGGCGGCGGCGGCGGACACCACCUCGGCGGCGCCUUCCCGCCGCUGCCGCAGAUGGGCGCGCCGUUCGGGCGGUCGUCGUCCGGUGUCGGCGGCGGCAGCGUCAUCGACGUGCUCGGCCUUCUGCCGCCCCGCGGCGCCCACAGCAACCACACCGUGCCGCCGGCGAUAGGCCUCGCGUCGUCCCACGGCAUGAGCGGUCCGACGAGCACCGUCGCGGGCGCGGCCACCACCACCGCCUCGUCGUCUCCCCCGUCGCUCCAGAUGCAGCACUUCAUGGCGCAGGACUUCGGGCUCCUGCAGGACAUGCUGCCGCCGCCGCCCUUCGUCCACAGCAACGGCGGCAACAUCCAGCCCUGAAUCUGAAAUUCUGAAUUGAUGGUCACCACGCCACAGGCAAGCUAAUGGACGGAGAGAAGGAAGCUAGAUAAGAGAUAGUACUUAAUUUGGUUCUUGUUAAUGCUUAACCUCUUUAUUAAUCCCUUUUUUUGACCGAUUUACUCUUCUAGAAUGAUGAAUCGGUUGUUCUUUAUUUGUUUUUUUCCCGCCUCCUGUGCUGCGAGACACAUGCUGCUACAGAGUUUGCUGGCGCCGGGUCUCGUACCACCAUUUCUAUGAUGAUCUAGCUAGUCCUUGCUGGUGUAGUACUAGCGGUUCUUGUACAUGUAUGUACCUAAUCAACCCCAGCUCACGCAUGCAUUGCACUCUAGCUAUCUGCUGCAGUGCCGGCCAUGGGCUAUGAUAAUUUUAUGCUAGCUCCUCCACGCGUUCCUCCUGUC
Molecule: messenger RNA, 1831 nt
Organism: Panicum virgatum (switchgrass)
Lineage: Eukaryota; Viridiplantae; Streptophyta; Magnoliopsida; Poales; Poaceae
Product: probable WRKY transcription factor 48
Exons: 3
Coding region: 201-1412 (403 amino acids)
Biological process (GO): regulation of DNA-templated transcription
Molecular function (GO): DNA-binding transcription factor activity; sequence-specific DNA binding
Source: RefSeq, a predicted model, not a curated record